This is a messenger RNA of Penicillium psychrosexuale, 1716 nucleotides long. RefSeq names its product MFS transporter. The transcript is spliced from 4 exons. NCBI's taxonomy places the organism in Eukaryota, Fungi, Ascomycota, Eurotiomycetes, Eurotiales, Aspergillaceae. Gene Ontology annotation, biological process: transmembrane transport. The record is from RefSeq and is a predicted model, not a curated record. Gene Ontology annotation, molecular function: transmembrane transporter activity. Bases 1 to 1716 code for a protein of 571 amino acids.
AUGGCAACAAAGGACUUCAAUUUAGAGGGCCAAGAUAAAUGGCCCGAACACACUGAGAGGAUGUCCCAAGACACAGACUCUAUCGAGUCAAUUUCCACGAUAGACGCACAGAUCGAGCGCGAUGCGCUGGGAAAGACAUUGACAGCUCGUGCCUCGCGAACCUCGCAUAUGUCACUGUCGGAGCGUGUAACGACAAUCGCAACCAAUGCCACCGCCGACCCCGACUAUGAAGUCGACUGGGAUGGCAAUGAUGACCCUGAGAACCCCAAGAAUUGGAACUUCAAGUAUAAGUCCAUGGGCAUCGUGUUUCUAUCAUGGAAUACUCUCAUCGUCGUGUUAUAUUCAACUUCUUAUACAUCAGGUAUUACAUUAAUGGCGGAGGAAUUCGGCCAAUCCAGGAUUAUCGUCACCCUUGGCUUGACCUUCUAUCUGUUCGGUCUUGCCAUCGGAUCCAUGUUCAUGGCCCCGUUGAGCGAAGUCUACGGACGGAAACCUGUCUGUGUAAUUUGUCUUGCCGUGUUCACAGUCCUGAUCAUCCCCUGCGCACUCGCCAAGUCCGUCACGGCACUGAUCGUCAUUCGCUUCAUCGCUGCUUUCUUCGGCAGUGUCAUGAUCUCUACCGCGCCCGGUAUGGUGGCUGAUUUGGUGGAUGAUGAGCAACGUGCUCUGGCAAUCUCUGUUUGGAGUAUUGGGCCACUCAACGGACCAGUCAUUGGUCCUGUUAUCGGAGGCUUCGUCACUGAAUAUCUUGGCUGGCGCUGGAUGUGCUGGAUCGCGCUCAUGCUCUCCGCUAUUGCUUUGGCCUUUGCUAUCAUCCUCAAGGAAACAUAUGCACCAACCAUUCUCCAAAAUAAAGCAGCCAGACUGCGCAAGGAGAGCGGCGAUUCCCGCUGGUGGAGUCGCUACGACCAAAAGGCGAGCCUUGCUGAAAUCCUCAAACUGAACCUCAGCCGGCCAUUUGUAAUGGCAGUCACCGAACCAAUCUGCAUCUUCUGGAACAUCUACAUCGCAAUCAUCUACGGCAUCCUGUACCUCUGCUUCGUAGCCUACCCAAUUGUCUUCCGAGACAUUCGCGGAUGGGGACUGGGCAUUUCUGGGCUCGCCUUCCUGGGCAUCGGGAUUGGCGUCGUCCUCACAAUCGCCUGCGAACCCUUAAUCCGGCGACUAAUCAAUAGCCACGCCAAAGACCCCGAGACCGGAAAAUUACACCCCGAGGCAAUGGUCUCGUUCGUCUGCAUCUGCGCAGCGAUGAUCCCAGUCGGCGAGCUCUGGUUUGCAUGGACCUGCUCCCCAGCUUCGAUCCCCUGGAUCGUGCCCCUGCUCGCGGGUAUCCCGUUCGGCGCUGGAAACACUGGUGUUUUCAUCUAUUCGUCCAACUACCUGACUCACAGCUACGGCAUGUAUGCUGCUUCUGCUUUGGCCGGCAACUCAGUUAUUCGGAGUAUACUCGGUGGUGUUCUGCCUCUUGCUGGCUCUUCUAUGUAUGCCAGUCUGGGGCCGAAUUGGGCGGGCACUCUGUUGGGGUUGUUGGAGGUCGUGAUCGUGCCAAUUCCGUUUGUGUUCUAUAAGUAUGGGCAUAAGAUUCGUAUGAAGAGUCCCCUUAUUCUGCGCAUGCAGGAGGAGAAGAUGAAGCUGGAGGGGAAGCGGGCUAGGAGGCAGGUUCAGCUUCAGCUGGUGCAUCUGUCAGAUGAGAAGAAAGUGGAGGAGGCGGUUUAG